AUGAAUGGAAAGGAAAUUGGAUUUUACAUGGGAUGCUGGAGACUGAUGUUGCUGUCUAUCAUCUUGAUUCUGCACUUGAUUCCGUUUGCACAUGGGAAUUCCGUGGUCGGAAAUGUUACUGAGUCAGACAACCCCAUGAACAUGACAUCACAGCCAGCUGAGGGUGACAAAAUGGAGGAGGUUGCUGGUGUCACUGGUUCAUCCAAUACCAUAACCCUAACUCUGAGAGCUGCACGUAAGCCCCGAGAUGGUGAGGAGGUUGGGAGUGGUAUGCUUGAAGAGAGCAUUCCUCUGGUCCCCGGAAGUCCAAACAAGGAGACGGUAGGUCAAGGAAGCCCAGACAUCAGCCCGGACUCAGCCGAGACUGAUCUCUUGCUCCCUCAUGAUCAUACCAAUGAGUUUAUGGAGGAGGAGGACCUGAGACAACGUGUGCACACUGACCCUCCAUGGCAGACUGCAAAAGGCAACAUGGAAACCACUGUCUUCGACCUGGACCGUCAGACACCCCCCACCACUCCUUCCCCAGUCCUUCACCGCUCUCACCCCGACGUCCUCACCGUUGAUUUCCUUGACCCAGGCUCCCAUCGCAGGGACCUCGUCCCACCUUCUCCGUCAGCGCACGAGCUCCAGGGACGUGACCCCACCUGGUCGAUGCCCGAGAACUAUGACUACCUCACCCCUUACGAUGAUGGUGUCUCAACCACUCCGGACGAGUACUCUUACAGCACUACCACUGAUACAUAUGAUGAUGACCUCACUACCACAGCUCCUACCAGGCCUUUCCGACCUCGUGUCCCAAGCUUCUACACCCCUGAUGAAACGCUCCCCAGUGGGGCUGCCGAGGGAGAGGAUCCUGCCGCUUCUCCAGGCGUGGCUGGUGGCACCACCGGCUCAGGCUGCCGUCCGGGCUACGUGCAGAGCAAUGGUACUUGCAGGUCCCCCUGUGACUUGCUGCCCAACUACUGCUUUAAUGGGGGCCAGUGUUACUCUCUGGAUGGAACUGGAGUCUUCUGCAGGUGUAACAUACAGGACUACAUCUGGCACAAGGGUGCGCGGUGUGAGUCGGUGAUCACUGAGUUCCAGGUGCUGUGCAUCGCCAUCGGGGCGUCGGCUCUCAUGGUUCUCCUGCUCUUCAUGAUCAUCGUCUGCUUCGCCAAGAAGCUGCACGUGCUCAAGACCGAGAACAACAAGCUGCGCAAACGCAGCAGUAAGUACCGUCCUUCCUCGGAGCAGCACAAUGAUAAUUUCUCGUUGUCCACCAUCGCUGAGGGCUCCCACCCAAAUGUAAGGAAACUGUGCGACACCCCUCCUAACCUCCCUCAUGCCCGUGCUUUGGCUUACUAUGAUAACAUUAUCUGUCAGAAAACCAUGAGCAGAUACACCUGGGAGUGUAAGACCAAAGAGGAGCCCGACUGUGAGGAUGAUCCUAAUGCCCAGAACAAGCUGGAGGACCCCGUGAAGGCUCCCGCUCCCAAGGAGGACGAGACAUUGAACAUCCAGAACUCACUCACCCCCAAGCACGAGAACCACAAGGUGCUUGGGGAGGAGAACUCCUCGGAGGUAAAUUCGCUGCAGAACAACAUGAUGUAG
Chanos chanos (milkfish) is the source of this 1590-nucleotide messenger RNA. RefSeq names its product chondroitin sulfate proteoglycan 5a (gene cspg5a). The transcript is spliced from 6 exons. The record is from RefSeq and is a predicted model, not a curated record. Gene Ontology annotation, cellular component: synapse. Gene Ontology annotation, biological process: cell projection morphogenesis. The coding region runs from base 1 to 1590 and encodes 529 amino acids. NCBI's taxonomy places the organism in Eukaryota, Metazoa, Chordata, Actinopteri, Gonorynchiformes, Chanidae.